Molecule: messenger RNA, 650 nt
Organism: Marchantia polymorpha subsp. ruderalis
Lineage: Eukaryota; Viridiplantae; Streptophyta; Marchantiopsida; Marchantiales; Marchantiaceae
Source: the annotation of a GenBank genome assembly
AUUGCCACAACAUUUUGAGAAAAGAAGAUACCUUGUGACGUGAUAUGGAUGGACAUUGAUUACAUGAAUGCUUGGCGUUGUUUUACGUUCGACCGUUGCUGCCACAGAGAACUCUUCACGUAAUCCAGAGACACAUGUUUGUGUACUAGGUUUCAAUCUCUCGCUGAUGGAAACGUUUCCUGAACGAGCCAAGCUCUCCGAUUUGCUGCAUGAGAGGGGUUUCAAGGGUGUGUGGAUGCUUGAUCCUGGUAUCAAGCAAGAACCAGGCUGGUCUUUGUAUGACUCUAAAACGGCUGAGGAUGUUUGGGUCCUUCAGGCGAACAAGAAACUUUACGCUGGUGAAGUGUGGCCUGAUCCAUGUUGUUUCCCAGAUUACACUCAAGCAAAAACUAAAAAAUGGUGGGGAGGGCUGGUAAAAGAUUUUGUCAAGAUCGGUGUCAAUGGGAUUUGGAAUGACAUGAAUGAACCUUUCAGUCUUGAAGGGACUCAUUUUGCUCUUAAGCUUUGAUUUGGUUUUUUGCACCUUAAAAAGUGUCUUCGGAUGAAGUUAAUCUUGAAAUCUCCGUCGUGCGCAGAGUUUGUCAAAGACGAUGCCUGAUACAAACGUUCAUAGAGGAGAUCAACAUCUCGGUGGAAGUCAAAAUCACCAG